UCUCACAGAAAAUAUAAUUAUGUAUAAAAUGAUAAAACAAAAAAUUGAAUUUAAAUUUGAAUUUGAGUUAUAAAUAGUGUAUAUGUCCUGUGAGGGCCCUAGUCAUCAUGCAUAUAUUGUUUUUACUCAAUAGCAGCAACUAAUCGCACCGCCUACUAUUGACUGGUAGAUUUUGCAUGGUGUUGAGUGCGCCAAAUAUUUACUUUUAGUAAUCGUGUGCAGCGAGGUUAUAAAUAAAUAAAUGUAUGAAAAUGGUUGUAUUUAAUCUAAAGUAGUAGAACUGGCAAAUAGUAAAUCCGCGUGAAGUAUGUUAUCAAUAGAAUCCACUGAAAAAGAACACAACGGAUGUUAUUCAGUUAAAUCUACACUAGCGAGCAAAAGUAUGGAAUCACUUACUUGGAAUUGAUUCCGCGCAAUUUUGAGUACACUUUAUUAUCACUACACUAAGACCGAUACGGGUGUCUUAACGCACGCGGCCAACGACAUUCUGCUAAGGCGAUGCGUCCCGCACGCAACUUCGCAAUUUAAUUUAUAAAAUAAAUCCGCGAUAUAAUGAAGUUGUCCCUGGCGUUAGUAGUGUUUACAUUUGUGUUAACAAAUGGACAGUCGCCAGUAGAUAAUAUCCGAAAUGAAUUUUAUACAAUAGAAGAUCAACAGUGGAGGCGUGUGAACGACCAGCAAUGGCGCAGGUCAGGCGGCGACAUCGAGCUGGCCAAAGUGUUUGUUUUCUUCAACAUUGAAUCGGUUCAACAGAAAACGCGGCAAAUACCGCAUGUAGCACUGAACAGCUCGUGGUGGCGGAAGCCGCAGCAACAGAUACAACAAAUUGAAAAUAUGUACAAUAAGUUCUUAGAGUUCAUGACGCGGCAAUCGCAACCGGGCGCCACGUCGGCUAGCUCGGCAGAGUGUCUGAAUUUAGUAAAGAGUGUACUGACAGAUCCGAAAACCGCUGUGUCUCAAGUAAUAUUGGAUCUUCAACAUUCGGCGCUGAGUACAUUUCACAAUAUUUUGCAGGAGCAACAUCAGUACUUCCAACGGUCAAAACUGUGCGAGAUGCAGAUGUCACCUCACCAGCUCAUCUACGACGUAUACAACACUUUAGCGCUGGCGGAGGUCAAAGCCUACGCCAUGAUACAGUUCUCAUGGAUGCUAAAGAAAAACUACGAAACAGGGAAUAUAACACUAGAAACACGUAUGGCGAGGCAGAAGUCUGAACAACGCGCGACAGAGACAGCAGACGCGGCUAGAAUUGCUUUGGCUCAAGCCAAAAUCGAAUUAUACCGUUGCGACCCAAAGAAACAUAAAUCGGGAAAAACUUACGAGGAGGUAACCCGUUUGCUGCAAGGUUAUAUAGAAAAUGAAGUGGAUAUGAACAAGGAAAAAAGUUGCCAUAAUCAGUGUUCUUCUUACGUAAUGGCCAAAAGCUAUGGCUGCUUCAAAGAUAAAUUCUGCGGGAGACAACCUCGGUGCAAUGGCAAUAUAUAUGAAUGUCAAUUUGUUGAGUCUGACAUGUCAGUUUGUACCUCGAGCUCUAGAAGUAAUCGUCGAUAUGAAUGGAUAAAAUAUGUCAAUGGACACAAUCUUGGAAGAGACAGUAACUGUACUCUUCACAAAGGAACAAAGCAACAGGUGCAAUCGUGGUGGCACUGGUUGGUCUGGCACUGUUCCUACUGCAUGUGCUUGUGUGACGACCCAGAAAAUUCCGACCGCUACUUCAGUCUCAGAGAAGCCAUCUCCGAUAUUGAAAAAAACAAGGUUAUAACUGGUAUCCGUAUCAUAAAACAGGGGAGGAUGUUCCACCUUCAAAUCAGUCAGGGUACACUAACUAAAGAUGGGCACGUCCAUCUUGAGUCCUGGGUACCUUGCCAAAUAUUUCAUAACACUGACCCAGACGUGACAGAUGGCGUGGAUUACCACACUUUGAGUUACAUGAAAAGAGCAAUCGACUUGGACGACAUCGUGGCACCGGAUGGAUACGUUUUGACUGGAGUAAGAUUUCGCUUGCUGGGCACACAUUUGAACCUGAGUAUACGAGUAACAAAAUUAGACUUCAUCUCCGGCCUUCUGACGCCUAUCAAUAGUAUAUGGAUAGGCAACGAUAACACAGACGCAAGCAAUACUCCCAGGAGCCGUUUGAAACUAAUUCGGCCAUUCUUGCCGACACUGAGCACCGCUGCAAUGCCGGAGAACUCUAGACACGAUCAGUUCAUGGAAUUCACGCAUAGCAGCUUCGAGACUGAUGCUGCUCAGACCACCGUGCCAUUCAUCGACAUACAACCAAUACAGCCGUAUGGCCGCGGCGCGCUGCUGAGCGGCGUGGGCGUGAUGCACCGCGCGGAGCCCGGCUCCGGUGGCUUCCUCGCACUCAAACUCUUCACCUAUAAGUACACGAACCACGUGCACGCCUACUUUAGAACAACGUCCUGACUACACUCUUCAGUUGCUGAAUUUUCAAAAGAGACCAGGGCUUAACAACCAAUGGAGACCGUCGAGUCUGAACUACUACUAAUAUAAGCUUACUCCAAUAAAGUCCAAAAUCAAAACUCCAAUUUAAAAUAUAUAGAA
Messenger RNA from Achroia grisella, 2565 nucleotides. RefSeq lists its product as uncharacterized. The record is from RefSeq and is a predicted model, not a curated record. Bases 553 to 2427 code for a protein of 624 amino acids. NCBI's taxonomy places the organism in Eukaryota, Metazoa, Arthropoda, Insecta, Lepidoptera, Pyralidae. The transcript is spliced from 10 exons.